Messenger RNA from Peromyscus maniculatus bairdii (prairie deer mouse), 3920 nucleotides. RefSeq lists its product as uncharacterized. Gene Ontology annotation, molecular function: RNA polymerase II transcription regulatory region sequence-specific DNA binding; DNA-binding transcription factor activity, RNA polymerase II-specific. Gene Ontology annotation, cellular component: nucleus. The record is from RefSeq and is a predicted model, not a curated record. Gene Ontology annotation, biological process: regulation of transcription by RNA polymerase II. Lineage: Eukaryota; Metazoa; Chordata; Mammalia; Rodentia; Cricetidae.
GCAUGAGGCCUGGGACCCCCACCUUGUCCCAGCUCCGUCGAGGACAGUGGUCUGGGUAGGGGGUGUGCGAGGGAAAAGUGUGGCAUAGCUCUCAGAAACUUUUGUUACUUUAUGGAAUUUCGUGUAACUUCAAUUUGGAGAGUCUGGACCCUACAAUGUAUCUGUUUUCCCCUCCAACAACCUUAAAGUCCAUGGGCGGCUUAGUUUGCCUCGCCUGUGUGGUUGUAGCUGGUGCUAACUGGGGUAUUUGAACUCUGUAGACUCACAUUCUCUCCUUGUGAGGGUGUGUGUGUGAGCUUGUGUUAGACUUUCUAACCGUGUUUGCUUUUGUGUACGUGUGAGCUGCCGGUUGUGAGUUGUGCCCAACCGCCCAACUGUGCCAGUGUGGCUGAGUGUGAGUGUACAAGCUUGGAUUUGUACAUGGGGUGACGUGUCUGUAGUUGAGCCUGACUCCAUGUCUCAUUCUGUGGGUCUACUACUGUGUCACAUGGUGAGUGUGAAAUUUUUAUUACAUUUAUUUAUUUGUGCGUUUGCAUGUGUGUGUGUGUGUGUGUGUGUGUGUGUGUGUGUGUGUGUGUGUAGGUAUUUGGACAACUUUCAGGAGUCGAUCAUCUCCUACCCCGUGAGUCCCCGCGACGGAACUCAGGUUGUAAGGCUUGGCAGCAACCGCCUUUAUAGCUGAGCCACCUAGCUGAUUCCAGAUUGUGAGUUCAUACUGUGCCUCUCAGAGGGUGUUUGUGUGGAUUUCAGGUCUCUUUGUAUCUGGUAUGGCGGGAAUGUGUUGGUGUGGUUGACGCAGUUGGGGCUCAACUCAGCUGUGGGAAUUUGAGUGGUCUGGGUUUGUGUAUAGUUAGUGAGUUGCAUUUCACCGAUUUGUAUGCAACGGAUUCUGUACUCUUGGGUGUGUUUUAUGUGUAUUUGAGUGUGUCUGCUUAUAUGUAGGUAAGGGUGAUAUUUUGUACAUACAGGAGCCGGUUUGUGUGAUCAAGAAGAUUGGUCACCAGCACAUUGAUACGCUACCUGGAUAUCUAUUAGCUAAACCUGUGGGUACCCAAGGGAAAGUUGCACCAGGCAAAUCAUUUUGCCCCUACCCAGUGGCCUGUGGCAUGAAACCCUGGAUAAUUUCAACCCAAGCCCAGAAGACGCCUCCGCAGUCCCAGUUCAGGCAGAAUAUACUGUUCUAGGACUGAGGCGCUCAUGGAGACAGAUGACUUCAGAGUGGCUACAGGGCAGUGGCAUGGGACCAGGCAGAGGUGUCUUUCCUACUUACUAGAAUGUGCCUGCUGGUGUCGGGGCCCGGGGCCGACUAGGGGGUCUGGUGAAGGGUGGGCAGGGAUCCAGAUUGGGAACUGAGGGGUUUCUGAACCACAGAGCCACCAAGUGCCUGGAUGUCUCUAGACACCAGGAGAAGAGGAGAGAAGACAGGAAAUGAAGGAAACUAGAGUUUGCUCAGAGGAGGGGGUUGUGGUGGGCUCUUCAGGACACACAGCCAGGCAUUGCAAAGAGGGAUCUGGGAGCCCCUGCGGCAUAUUAUUCUAAUGAGCCAGGAGGAAAUGGGAGGAGUCUUCCCAGACUUUAAACCGCUCGGUGGGGAACCAGAAGAACCAGUUAGUCGCUUGCUUUGAUGGGUCUUAGAGGGAUAUUUUAGAGAGAGACCCUUUAGGGAGUUAGACUAUGUCCGGAACCGUGGGGAGUUCAGGGAGUAUUUGGGGCUCCACACAGGACACGUAUGAAGAUUCCUGGAUGAGAAGGGUGCUUAGGAGAAAGUUUUGAACAUCUGCAGCAAGGACAUGGAGCCUGAAGACAUUCCGUCCCCCACCUGAGGCCGCCGAGCUACAGAGUUAAGGAUUUAAACCCAGACCGUCCGGCUUCCCUAACCCUCACCUAGUAGUCCUACCUGUAUUUCAUACCAUGCGGUACUUCAUUCUCUCGUCAUGAAGAGGAAGAAGGACACAGAGGUGAAGAGUAAAACCUCAGGUACUAAAGCCACACCUUCACCGAAUCCUGAUCGGACACCAAACCAGCCCCCUGAAAAGAAGCGAAAGAUUCCAACCACCUUGCUGCCAACCUGGUACAAGGAACCAGUGAUCUUCAAAGAUGUAGCUGUGUACUUCAGCCAGAAAGAGUGGCAGCUACUGGAGCCUGCUCAGAAGGACCUGUACAGGGAUGUGAUGCUGGAGAACUACGAGAACCUGAUCUCUGUGGAGUAUUACAUUUUCAAACCACGGUUGAUCACCAGGUUGGAACAUGGUGUUGACCUUUUUGCUGAAGAGAACAGUGUUCCCAGAGAACGCCAGCAGCAGCGCGAGGCAGGAGGCAGCAGAAGCGACACCUCUGCAGGAAGGAAGACAGUAAAUAACUCAAAGACAGAAAUCCCAAAGCCAGACACUUCUAAGACAACAUCACGGGAGAAGCUGAAGAAAGCAGAUCGAGGGGGUGGUUCCAAGAGUUUGAGGGCAGAAAAGCCUUCCAAACGUGAUGACAGGCCAUCUCAGAACAAGGAGAAGCCAUUUCAGAACAAGGAGAAGCCAUCUCAGAUUAAGGAGAAGCCAUCUCAGAACAAGGAGAAGCCAUCUCAGAACAAGGAGAAGCCAUCUCAGAACCGGGAGAAGCCAUCUCAGAACCGGGGGAAGCCAUCUCAGAACCGGGAGAAGCCAUCUCAGAACAAGGAGAAGCCAUCUCCGAACAAGGAGAAGCCGUCUCAGAACAAGGAGAAAUGUGGUUCAUUUUUGACAAGAGAAGCAGGCAAAGCAGUCACUCCUGGGAAUAAAGCGCGUGAAUCUGUGACCCCUGGAACAUCUUCGAGUCAAACAUCAGCAACUACAACACCAAGGAGCGCCCCUCAAGAAAAGUCAACUUUGGGGAAAGCCUCUCAUGGAAAAACACAGACGGCCAGCAACUUCACACAGCCCAAGCUUAAGCCUGCGCGACAAGGUAAGAACCACUUUAAAUGUAAGGAAUGUGGGAAAACCUUCAACCAGACGCUCCACCUCGUGGAGCACGAGAGGAUUCACACCGGCGAGAAACCCCACAAGUGUGACACCUGCGGUAAGUCUUUCAGGCACCUCUCGUACUUCCUCACACACUAUCGAAUUCACACGGGGGUGAGACCUUACAAGUGUAAGGAGUGUGGCAAGGCCUUCAACAGCAGCUCCACGCUCAACAAUCACCGCAGGAUCCACUCGGGAGAGAAACCCUUCAAAUGUGACGAGUGUGGGAAAACCUUCAAGCAGAGCACCAAGCUCACUCGUCACCAACGGAUCCACACGGGGGAGAAACCCUACAAGUGUGGCGAGUGUGACAAGUGCUUUGGCCGCAGCUCAUCCCUGAGGGAGCACAAGAGGAUCCACACAGGAGAGAAGCCGUACCGCUGUCAGGUGUGUGGGAAAAGCUUCCGGGUCAACUCGCACCUUUCGGAGCAUCAGCGGCUCCAUCUGAAGGUGAAGCCCUACAGGUGUGAUAAGUGUGGCAGGCACUUCCGAAACAGCACUUACUUAUCAGAACAUAAGCAGUCCCAUGUGCCCGGGGCCCGAGUGGACUGCCUAGAAUGCGGGAAAGUCUUCGCUUGCAAGGUAGCCCUUAUCAAGCACCAGAAAAGACAUGACGCGGACUCCAGAUAUCGGUGCAAGGGAUGUGGAAAGAGUUUUAGGUGUAAGUCAAGCAUCCAACGGCAUGAGAGGCUUCAUGCUGGGGAGAAGCCUUUUGUGUGCACCAAGUGUGACAAAGCUUUCACUGAUAAAACCACAUUGAAUAAUCACUUGAAAAUCCACUCUGGAGACAGGCCAGAUCCAUGUGCCCAUUGUGGGAGAACCUUUAAAAAACUGGCUACCCUGCUGCUUCACCAGAAAAAGCAUGUUAAAAAUAAACCCACCGACAAUGUAUAAAAGACCUUUAGCCAGAGCUCCCCUCUCUGGGUCUUU